CCACAGAGAGCAGAGCAGGACUAAGGUGCAGGAGAAAUACAUCAUCUGUAGAACCUUAAUCCAACUCAUCGCAGCAUCAUGGCGCCAAUCGGAUUGAAGGCGGUGGUCGGCGAAAAGAUUAUGAAUGACGUCAUCAAGAAGGUCAAGAAGAAGGGGGAGUGGAAGGCUCUGAUUGUGGACCAGCUGAGUAUGAGGAUGCUGUCAUCCUGCUGUAAAAUGACUGACAUCAUGACAGAAGGAAUCACCAUUGUGGAGGACAUAAACAAGCGACGAGAGCCACUCCCCACCCUGGAGGCCAUCUAUCUCAUAACCCCCACAGAGAAGUCCGUGCACACUCUGAUUGGAGACUUCAAAGACCCCCACUCAGCUAAAUACAAAGCGGCCCACGUCUUCUUCACAGACUCCUGCCCUGACCCCCUCUUCAACGAGCUGGUGAAGAGCCGUGCUUCCAAAACCAUCAAGACCCUGACCGAGAUCAACAUCGCCUUCCUGCCCUAUGAGUCACAGGUGUACUCUCUGGACAACCCCGAUGCGUUCCAGAGUUUCUACAGCCCUCACAAGACCCAGCUGAAGAACUCUGUGAUGGAGCGCCUAGCAGAACAGCUAGCCACGCUAUGCGCCACCCUGAAGGAGUACCCGGCUGUCCGAUACCGAGGGGAGUACAAGGACAACGCCACCCUGGCCCAGCUGGUGCAGGACAAACUGGACGCCUACAAGGCUGACGACCCCACCAUGGGCGAGGGUCCUGAUAAGGCCCGCUCCCAGCUCAUCAUCCUGGACAGGGCCUUCGACCCGGUGUCCCCCGUCCUCCACGAGCUCACCUUCCAGGCCAUGGGCUACGACCUGCUGCCCAUCGAGAACGACGUCUACAAGUAUGACACCAGCGGUAUGGGAGACUCCCGCGAGAAGGAGGUCCUGCUGCACGAGGACGACGACCUCUGGGUGGGCCUGAGACACAAACACAUAGCCGAAGUGUCCCAGGAGGUGACACGACAGCUGAAGGAGUUCUCCGCCAGCAAGAGGAUGAACACGGGAGAGAAGACCACGAUGAGGGACCUCUCUCAGAUGUUGAAGAAGAUGCCCCAGUACCAGAAGGAGCUCAGCAAGUACUCAACCCAUUUACAGCUGGCUGAGGACUGCAUGAAGCACUACCAGGGAACAGUGGAUAAGCUCUGUCGCGUGGAACAGGACCUGGCCAUGGGCACCGACGCCGAGGGGGAGAAGAUCAAGGACCCCAUGAGGGCCAUCGUCCCCAUCCUGCUGGACGCCAACGUCACCACGUACGACAAGAUCCGCAUCAUCCUGCUCUACAUCUUCCUCAAGAACGGCAUCACGGAGGAGAACCUGAACAAGCUGAUCCAGCACGCCCAGAUCCCCCCUGAGGACAGUGAGAUCAUCACCAACAUGGCCAACCUGGGGGUCCCCAUCAUCACAGACUCCACCCUCCGCAGGGGGAAGAAGCUGGACCGCAAGGAGCGCGUCAGCGAGCAGACCUACCAGCUGUCCCGCUGGACCCCCCUGGUCAAGGACAUCAUGGAGGACGCUAUUGAAGACAAGCUGGACACCAAGCACUACCCCUACAUCUCCACCCGCUCCUCCGCCUCCUUCAGCACCACCGCAGUCAGCGCCCGGUACGGCCACUGGCACAAGAACAAGACCCCCGGGGAGUACCGCACCGGCCCCCGCGUCAUGGUGUUCAUCAUCGGAGGGGCGUCCUUCAGCGAGAUGCGCUGCGCCUACGAGGUCACGCAGGCCAACGGGAAGUGGGAGGCCAUCAUCGGUGCCACCCACACGCUCACCCCCACCAAAUUCUUAUCGGACCUGAAGCACCCCGACUUCCGAGAGUCCACUAGGGUCUCGUUUGAGGAACCAGACCCCUCAGAAGAGUGAGGCAGAGGGAGAGAGGGGGAGGAGAGGCAGGGGAGACAGAGAAUUCACACUGAGAACAAAGUAAAGGCAGCCGCUCAAAGAAGCCCUUUCUGAACGCUCACAGCAUAAGGGCUUUUCUUUCUAACCGUCUCUCCCUUCCUGUUUUUAUAACACUCACCCGCCACACGCCCUACACCCCCCCCUCUACCACCAGGGAUGGGGGUCGCCUCCUCCUCCACCUCUCCCUCCCUCCCUUCUCCACAACUCCCCCCAAACAAGGCCCCCCAUGCAUGGACCACUCGCCCGACUGCAUCCCCCACUUUGGGUUCCUGGUUGACCGGCACACACACACACCGUAAUCUGAAAACUCAAAAGAGCGUUGGGACUCCUGGGUCCGGUGUGGUAGUGCUGUCCGGACCAGUGGGAUGUCUUGAGUAGAGGGGAGUGGCCAUGCUCCGGGGGCUGGGGGUGGGAGAGGGGUCGCGACCCCAUCACUGUUACCCCACUUUCUACCACCAUCUCCGCUGGGUGGAUUAAAUCGUCCCUCGAAGGCCCACGUUUGAUUCCCCCCUCCGGUUCCCAUACUCCAUCUCUCUUCCGGAGCAGAUUUAAUCUACCCCCUGAGAUCCACCUUUAUCAAUUUGUAACGUUCGGUUGUUUUAUUAUUUGAUCUAACCAACCCCUUCCCCCAGAGGGGAGUCACCUUGAUUAUUACAUUUUUUUCAAAACAAUUUUUUUUUUCAGGACAGGUCCAUGAGUUGAUGUUGGAUUUCAAAGAAGGAUUUCCUUGUUUAUCCUUCUUUUCUUUUUUAAAUUUCCCUUCCUUCUGCUUGCCUCACUCAAUGGCUGCCAUCACAUGACAAAAGUCACCUGACAUACAUGACCUCUGUUUCACCUGCAGAGAUUGCUAAAUAGUGAUCUAGAUAUCAAUAGUCAAGCAUCAAAUAUCAAGACACUAACAAUAAUUGUUAAAAAAUUAACUCAUCCCCAUCACUAAACAGUUUCAAUAAGUCGAAAAGGUGUAGCCAGAACUUUUGUUCAAUAUUUAAUCGGAAAUCAAAAUACGACCAAUCUCGUUCACAUCCAUUGAUCGUUAAACAGUAGCUAAUACUGUGAAUAGUCAGAUUCACAGUCAGGGAGCUCGACAUAAAGUCAAGAUAAAGCUAGCCCUUAAGGUCACCUCAUAGCUUACACAAAGUGUGUAUCACCUCCAUCCCUCUAUGGUGAGCAUCCUUACCUGGACUCUGCAGGCAGUGGAGGGAAUGUAGCACUGCUGCCUCAAUCUCCCCUCGCUCUCUGGUCCUAUGCCUCCUAAAUCGUCAACCACAGGACCUGAAACAGGCAAAUCCAACAGAGCACAGAUAUGUAGCAACAUUGUUAAAAAUCCUGAUGUAGGAUAAUAACCCAGAACGUAUAGGUCAAGAUAUGUACUUUAAUGUGUUAGCCAGGGCUAAAUUCAAGGACCAUGCUGGAAAUAAGUAAAAAAAAAGAAAAGAUUUUACUUCUGCAAAUCAAAACAAAUAAAGGCUUUUCAAGUAAAUGCUAUACCUUGGCUUUUGAUUCAGCACCUAUGGCUACAUCAUAGUUUCUGCCAAGUAUAUAUUUAUUCUUGAACCCAUAGAAACCUACACAAUAGCCACAGGCAUCCAUCUCAUUCAGAACUACUCCGCUAAAGCCUUAUCGUUUAUGAACCAACAUCUGGUUUUAUGGUUUCACUCACUUUUUCUCAAUUAGCAUCAAUCAAUGCAGUAUGGAUACCCAUACACAUACUGCUACAUAACUGACAUAACACAACUUUUUUUCCUAAACAAAAUGGCCCUUUCAUUAAUAAAAUAUGGAUUGCUUUUUGUUUAGGCUAACUUGGUCUAAACUUUUUUCUUUAACACCGUGGAGAUUUUUAGACGUUAGAUGUUUCCUGUUGUGUUUCUUGGCCAAAUUGUUCGUACAAAGCUGUGUGUUUUUCGGUUGACAGGACAGAGAGAGAACUUUGUGAGUCCAGUCUGAAGUUGUGUGACUAAUGUCUACACCCCCCGACCCUCACCCACCCACCCCUACCCCGAACGCCUGCAUCGCCAUAGUA
Gadus chalcogrammus (walleye pollock) is the source of this 3949-nucleotide messenger RNA. RefSeq names its product syntaxin binding protein 1a (gene stxbp1a). NCBI's taxonomy places the organism in Eukaryota, Metazoa, Chordata, Actinopteri, Gadiformes, Gadidae. Gene Ontology annotation, cellular component: plasma membrane; secretory granule. Gene Ontology annotation, biological process: neurotransmitter secretion; intracellular protein transport; vesicle-mediated transport. Gene Ontology annotation, molecular function: syntaxin binding. The transcript has 19 exons. The record is from RefSeq and is a predicted model, not a curated record. The coding region runs from base 79 to 1890 and encodes 603 amino acids.